Messenger RNA from Mytilinidion resinicola, 2502 nucleotides. Its product is annotated as glutaminase A. Lineage: Eukaryota; Fungi; Ascomycota; Dothideomycetes; Mytilinidiales; Mytilinidiaceae. The transcript is spliced from 5 exons. The coding region runs from base 1 to 2502 and encodes 833 amino acids. The record is from RefSeq and is a predicted model, not a curated record.
AUGCGCUCCUUCGGCGUCAUCGCCACGGCCUCGACAGCGCUUCUGGCAGGCGUUGCUCAGGCUGCCCUCACUCCGCCCGUUCUUCCACUGAUUGUCCGCAAUCCGUAUCUCAGCACAUGGCUGGGUAAUGCUAGGGAGGAGCCGUGGAAGAAAUGGCCAAUGUUCUGGACUGGUUCCGAGGUCGGGUUUGCGAUUCUAGCUUCCACUCCUGACACCAAUACCGUGUUCCCGCUGCUUGGUCGGCCACAGGACUCGCUGAGCGAGAGGGCUAAAGACUAUAACAUUUCAUAUCCCAAGUAUAAAGGUGCUACCUACGACGCGUCCGUGACCAACCUGUCCUACGCAAUUCCGGCCCCCUCUAGAGGCGCCGAUGACCUCCACCUGACCCUGUCCUUCCUGUCUCCGGUGACACCAUCCUCGACACUACGGCAAUCCCUUCCUGCUUCAUACCUGAAUAUAUAUGUAGAUGGCGAUUUUGACAUUGACGUUUAUGUUGACGUCAACGGCCAAUGGGUCAGUGGCAAUCGAGGGAACAAGAUCGAGUGGAAGCUUCACAGACCCGAGCCAGUCGGAGGCGCAGAGCCCCUCAAGACUUGGAUCGUGAAGCGCCAAAUUGAACAAGAGCUGACCGAAUGGAGCGACCAGGCAGAGUGGGGGCAGCUUCACUUCUCCGCACCCACUGGUGUACGCCAUGAGUCUGGUACUUCGGCGGUUCUGCGUCAGCGCUUCUCACGGACUGGAACCUUACAAAAUGACAAUGAUGGCUCCUUCCGAGGCAUCAUGGACGAAGAGCCUGUAUUUGCGUUCUCCAAGUCGUUCAGACUCGGAAAUAUUUCCAGCCUUGGCAAGAGCAAGACCUCGGACAGCGUCAUGUUCACCAUCGCUCACAUCCAGGACCCAAUCGUCCAAUAUGCCUCCGCACGAGGCUUGACGUAUAUGAGGCCAUUAUGGAAGUCUUGGUUCAUUCACGACGAGGAAAUGAUCCGCUAUCACUAUGGCGAUUUUGCGAAUGCUGAUGCCUUGGCACGGAACUACUCUGACCAGCUUAGGGUCGACGCCUACGAGUCUGGCUCGGAGAAUUAUGUCGACAUCGUGGCUUUGUCUGCUCGCCAAACUAUGGGCGCGACAAGUUUUGGAGGAACACCGGAAGCUCCACUCCUCUUCUUGAAGGAGAUAUCUUCUAAUGGAAACUCGCAAACCGUUGAUGUCAUAUUCCCGGCCUGGCCAUUUUUCCUCUACACGAAUCCGCGUUGGGGCGCAUACCUUUUGCAACCACUGAUCGAGCACCAGCUGAGCGGGCAGUACCCCAACAACUACUCGAUGCACGAUCUUGGCUACCAUUUCCCGAACCUGACAGGCCAUGCUGAUGGAAGGGACGAGUACAUGCCCGUGGAAGAAUGCGGAGACAUGUUAAUCAUGGGCCUCUCUCUGGUCAACUCCUUGAGCUACAACACUGAUGCCGAGUCUCAGUCAAUCUGGUCGACCGUUGGAAACACGAACUACCAUGCGACAUCGGAAAGCGCCUUUGCUCUUACUUCCUUGGGCAUGCAUGACGGCAUCUCAGAUAUUGACGACACCUGGGGCGGGGGUACCAAGGGCGUCAAGCAAGCGCAAAAGUGGCUGAGGGAGAGCUAUCCUCUCUGGAAGAAGUGGACUGGAUAUCUGGUUGAAUACAGUCUAGAACCACACAAUCAGCUUUGCACGGACGACUUCGCUGGCUGGCUAGCGCUGCAGACCAACCUUGCCCUCAAGGGAAUCGUUGGUAUCAAAGCGAUGAGCGAGCUUGCGAAUGUAUUAGACUACAAAGACGAUAAGAAUGAAUACCAAAACAUCUCCGAGACUUACAUCGAGAAAUGGCAAGAGUUUGGCAUGUCGCGUGACGGCUCUCACGCCAAACUAGCAUAUGACUGGUAUGGCAGUUGGACAACGCUCUACAGUCUCUACGCCGACGCUGUCCUAUGUUUCCAUCCAUCAAUCACGAAUGAGAUUUUAGUUUCCGAGGAGUCAUCCGAUGAGCCGGACUUCCACGCAGCUGGAAACCUCCAACACCCGUUGCCACUCGAAAAGGCCGCCAAGAACAGGAAAGGUGACCCACAGCACCCCAUCAAACCUCCACCGGAGCGUAAGCCGAUCACAAAGAAUUUCAUCCCAGACCACAUCUACAAGGUCCAGUCCAAGUGGUACGCGGCUGUGAUGCAGAAGUAUGGGCUGCCGCUUGAUUCUCGGCACUUGUACACCAAGUCCGAUUGGGAGUUUGAGGCCGCUGCCGUGGCAUCAAAGUCGGUCCGGUCCGAUAUCCUGGAUCGUGUCGCCAAUUGGCUCAACGAAACCGUCACGGACCGCCCUUUUACUGAUCUGUAUAACACUGAGGGCAAUGGCGGGUUCCCCGGCCCGAACUUCUUUGCCAGACCUGUCAUUGGUGGGCAUUUCGCAUUCUUGACCCUCGAGAGAGCGUGUGGUGGGACCGCCGCGAAGGCUUUUGAAUUCGAGAACGAGGAGUAA